Mesorhabditis spiculigera is the source of this 1962-nucleotide messenger RNA. NCBI's taxonomy places the organism in Eukaryota, Metazoa, Nematoda, Chromadorea, Rhabditida, Rhabditidae. The record is from the annotation of a GenBank genome assembly.
AUGGCAUACACGCCGUUGUUCGAUAGUGGCGAAAACUUGCUCAUCGAAAAGAUGCUCGAAGAAUCGAAGGGAACCGGCAGCGAUGAAAUGAGGCUGUUCCGCCUGAAAUGGCUGUUGAAGCCGUCAUGUCACGCGGGGCCCCGGCUGGAAGGACCGCCUUCUUCGUCCCCAAUUGAAGCAAGAGCACGGGGAUUUUGGACGAGCCUCGCCCUCAAUUAUCUGCGCGGCCCGGAGAAAGUAGAGCGCGCGCUGGAGGACCUUGUGGACUGUGUGGAGGAUUUGCACCCGAAUCGCACGCUCGCCGAAGCGCUGGAGUAUUUGAUUGUCAUCACGCCCACUCGCAUGCUCUACAUCCCCGCCGAGGUGCAAAUGGGCAACCGCGUGCUGCGCGAAUUUGGCGGACCGGACGCGGAGAAGAUGAUCCGCGUCGUUUUUCGGGAAGACAACGGCGGUCUCUUGCGUGCCAUCGCGCGCCACGAGGGCAUUCGGGCACGCGUUGGGACUUUUCUGGAGCACGGACCGGUCGUUGGAGGCCAAAAAUUCGUGUUCCUGGGCCAAUCCAACUCGCAGCUCCGCGAUCAGGGCGCCUACUUCUACAUGGGCUCCGAUCGAGAUGCAAAUAAAAUCCGCACCUCGCUCGGCCAGUUCAACAAGCUGAACUCGGUGGCGAAAAUGGUGGCGCGAAUGGGGCAGUGCUUCACGCAGAGCAAGGAAUCGCCAAUCGAACUGCCGCGCAAGCAGUAUGAGGAAGAAGCCGACUAUUUCGGCGGCUCGGACUAUGUGGACGUUAAAAAGCUAACCACGGAAGAAGCGGCAAAUCUAAAGGCCGAGGAGCCGUACACGUUCAGCGACGGGGUUGGCCGUAUUUCGGAGAGCUACCUGAAAAAGAUCGCCUCGAUGAGCGACUACCGCUACAAAGAUCACACACCAUCUUGUGUCCAGCCGUCCUCAAAAGCCGACCCCAAAGGCAAAAAGCGAGCCAAGGAGGUCAACAUCGUCUUCAGAGAAUCCCAGAAAAAAUUCGAAGCCCCGCGCAAACACCAGAGCGGCGAGUCCAUGAAGUUCGAGGUGGUCAAGUUCGGCGGGCCGUCGCCCGUCUCCCUCAACCGUCCAUUCAUCAACAUUUUGUGCCAAGUAGCUGAACAUCAAGGCCAGCAAGUGCACGACCGGGUGCAGGGCCGCAUUCUGACGCUGCUUGACCACCACGCUGUUCGUGAGAGCCAGACGGAUACACUUUUCACUCCAUGCCCCGGCACUAAAUACACGCGAGCCCCGGAUUUUAUGCACCGCGACUUUGACCCGGCCUAUCGUUGCCGACGAACCGUCGGAAUGGUUUACCGAGGUAUCAAGGAGAUUCAGAAGAUUGUUGAGGACUCGCUGGAGGGGGAUAACGAGGUGAACAUCGAGCUCGAUCCGGCUUUCAACCACCCUGGAUGGGAAAAUAUGAAAGAAGAAGCGGAAGCCGGGCUUAUUGAGUGGUCCCAGGGGAUUAAGCGCGUCCUCGACCAUUACGGCGUCGCGUCGGCCGCCGAGAUCAUCACCGGCUGCGUGAUGGCGAUGCGCAACAAGGCGGCCGAAAGUGACGGUGAUCAAGUCACCUAUUUUACGACCAGCCAAACCAUCGAGUCUACGGGCCAUCACAUCGGCGACUACGAGAUGCUGACCGAGCCGUACGAAGAGCACUGGGCCAACGAAGCUCAUCCGUUGCACAGGCAAGUCAAACAACCGACGGUCGCAAUGCUCCAAAAAGCAACCGCCUACUACAAGGUGGCAUACGAAUUCGGUGGUGUGCGCGUCAGCGCGCUGGGCUGCGCCGCGUCGUUGCGCCGUCUGCGCGAGGCGCUGAUGCUCGACCCGAUUAUUCAGUACGAGCGCUACGGGCCCGGCAUCGACGCGGAAUACGCGAGCCGAGUCCGCACGCGCGUCAACGAGCUCAUCGCACCGCAGAUUGUGCCCGAAAUU